AGGCUCCGAUUUUUGGGCCGCGACGGCGCCGUCGUGCCGCUUUUCGGAGAUUCGCCCACGCCAGGUAUGGAUGGGACGACCAUCGUGAUCCUUCUUUUCGUGAUGCUCUGCGUUGGUGGAGUUGGUGCAUACGUGUACUAUGUCAACAUGAAGAUGGAAGAGGCUGGCAUGGGCCAAAAGAACAUCUCCGGAAAGAAGAAGAUCCGAAAGAAGGAUAAGACGUCAUGGUCCAUUAAUGGCUGAGCACACACACCCGUUUCGGCUCACCCCCAAAA
Cladocopium goreaui is the source of this 275-nucleotide messenger RNA. The record is from the annotation of a GenBank genome assembly. Lineage: Eukaryota; Dinophyceae; Suessiales; Symbiodiniaceae.